Molecule: messenger RNA, 1816 nt
Organism: Phlebotomus argentipes
Lineage: Eukaryota; Metazoa; Arthropoda; Insecta; Diptera; Psychodidae
Product: TBC1 domain family member 19
Exons: 4
Coding region: 286-1797 (503 amino acids)
Source: RefSeq, a predicted model, not a curated record
AUACAAUGCUGUGGUGAGAAUAACAAUUCGUAAAUUUGGAAAAUUCAAAUGCCCAGAGAGAAACACAGAACUCCCCAAAAGGCGGCUAGUGACUUUCCCUUUGGGACUCCUCGGGAAAGCGGAGAGAGAGAGAGAGUGGAUGGGGAGCGAAGUUGCCUGGCGAUGCGCCGGAUUUUGUUUAUUCGAUACCCCGCGAAAAUUCCCCCCGUAUAAGAAGUGGCGCUGGGACGCGAGUGAAAUAGUUCCACACGGAAGGCCGACGCUCGCGGACGCCGCGCUGGUGAGAUGGAGGAGCUGCGCGACGCCAGCAUCCACCACACCGCCCUCAAGCUCAGCAGUGACAUCAAGACGAUGAAGAUCUACGACAACCUGUACAAGAUGGUGCAGAAGCUCGCGUGCUCGCCGGAUGUGGACAAGAACGACAUGAAGACGACUCUGGAGAGCGCCAUCAAGAGCACGGGUCUGGACACGGAGAUCCGGAACCUCAUCUACCACCUGAUCAGGAACUCCAUCCGCGCGGAUGUGCGUUCCACGACGUCCUCGUCACACGAUCCGCUCAACUACCUGCGGCGCGCGGGCAUUCAGUGGGAGAGGCGCGUGAAGAGGAGCCUCACGGCGAUGUGUGCCGAGCUGAAGGUGCCGCUGCAGGGACAGACGCGCAUCCUGGCGGACAGGGAAGAGCUGGCGACCAAGUGGGAGGAGCUGAGCAAUUACCAGGUUGAUCUGUCCAAUUACCGCCCGGUUUAUGCGCCCAAAGACCUGCUGGAAGUGCUGCUAUCUCUCAAGGGCCCCACGAAGCACGAGGAGGACGAGUUUCUGCCGCGCUGGGAGUUCUCGCACAUCGCGCUGCCCGUGAAGAAUCUCUUCGAGCUGCGCGUCCACUUCGGCGAUCUCCUGCGCCACGACGUCGGCGUGGCCGAGUGGACGGCGCAGUGCCACAAGGUGCUGGCACUCCGCCACGCGCCCGUAUGCCAGCAGGUGCUCCGCAAGGGCUGCACGCCGGCGCCGGUGCGCGGCCAGCUGUGGGCCUUCGUGCUGGGCAGCCACAUCGACGCACACCACGGCGAGCACUGGGACGCGCUCAAGAGCACCGUGAUGACCACGGACCUCAUCGUGGACAAGCUGGUGUUCAAGGACGUCCAGCUCACCGCCACCAACGAUGACCAGUACUUCGUGUUCGAGGACGUCCUGUACCAGGUGAUGCUGUGCUUCUCACGCGACGCCGAGAUUGCACAGCUUCUCAGCGGCGACUCGAGUGCCGCCGGCACGCCGAAGAGCGGGAAGCAAUUCGAGGGGCCGCCGUGCGGCAUUGUGCCUCACCAUGGCAUCUGUAUGUUCGCGGCGCCCUUCUGCUACCUGUACGACUCGCCAGUGAAGCUCUACUUUACCUUCCGCGCCUUCUACGUGCGCUACUGCCAUCGCCUGACCACCAUCAACACCCAUCCGCAGGGCAUCGUGAGUCUCUGCCUGCUGUACGAGAAGCUGCUGCAGACGCACGAGCCGCAGCUCUGGUCGCACUUCCGCGAGCUCCAAAUUCAACCGAUUCGCGUGGUGUUCAAGUGGCUGAUGCGCGCCUUCAGUGGCCAUUUGCCACCGCAGCAGCUGCUGAUCCUCUGGGAUUUGGUGCUGGGCUUCGACAGCCUCGAGAUCCUCUCCCUGCUGGCCGUGAUAAUUCUCAGCUUCCGCAAGGAGUCGCUCAUGCAAGUGUCUUACAUCGAGAACAUCGAGGCUGUGCUGGCCGAUCUCUCCUCCAUUAAGGUUCUCCCGCUGAUCCAACUCGCCCUCAGUCGGGAUUAGAGCCAGUGUGAUUCCGUUG